Molecule: messenger RNA, 1670 nt
Organism: Oppia nitens
Lineage: Eukaryota; Metazoa; Arthropoda; Arachnida; Sarcoptiformes; Oppiidae
Product: hexokinase-1-like
Exons: 5
Coding region: 218-1654 (478 amino acids)
Biological process (GO): glucose 6-phosphate metabolic process; intracellular glucose homeostasis; glycolytic process
Cellular component (GO): mitochondrion; cytosol
Molecular function (GO): mannokinase activity; ATP binding; glucokinase activity
Source: RefSeq, a predicted model, not a curated record
AUAAGUCUUAUAACACGUAAUGUUAAGUGAAUAUAAAUACUGCGAUAAAAACUAGUGUUUGAAUGAAACAAAAGUUUAUUUUUGUUGGUUUUAUCGCUUGAAAAGUCUGACAGAAGGCAGGAUUGUAUACAUUAUUAUUGUUGUGACCACUGUUUUCAAGGGGUGUGUACUUACAGUAUAGAUAUAUAAACAAAAUUCAAGAAUAAUAACUAUAACUAUGGACUCAUCGGCUGAAUCAGUACUUCUGGCGGACUCUCCAUAUCAUAAUCCGGUGCUCAAUAUUGGCGAUGACAGCAAAAAACAAAAGAUCCGAGAAAUUCUUAAGGGAUUUAUUUUAUCGGUUUCUAAAGUCAAGAAAAUUGUUGACGUCUUCAGUGAAGAGAUGAGACUCGGAUUAGAGGCCAACCCGUCCCGAAAGUCAUGCUUUUAUAUGGCCAACACAUUUGUUACCGACUAUCCGGACGGAACUGAAGACUGUGAUGUACUGGCUAUGGAUAUCGGUGGCAGUAAUUUGCGGGUUAUGUUAUGUCGACUAAAACCGGGAACAGAACCAGAAUUUCGUGUCCAACACUACGAACUAACUGCUGACCAAAGAUCGGGAACAAGUGCUGAACAGUUUUUUGAUCAAUUGGCCAAAAAUAUCGGCGAUUUUAUUUCAAAGAAUCCCGACAUAAGUGACAAACGACUACCUCUUGGAUUCACAUUUUCCUUCGGUUACGAACAGUUAGCUUUGGAUAAAUCAAAGAUUCUUCAGAUGGGUAUUCAAACAAAUUUUCCCGACGCUUAUGGCAAGUGUGCCGUUCAGUUCUUACGGGAUGCCAUUGCACGCCAGGGCGUGAAUGUAGAUGUAAUAUCCAUUGCCAAUGAUGUGACCACUACUCUCAUGUAUGGUAUGUAUUUGAAACCUGAGACAUAUGUCAGUUAUAUACUGGGCUCCGGUAUGAAUGCCGGUUAUUUGGAGAAAGUCGAUCGCAUCGGUAGAAUUGAUCCGUUAAAAACGUUUGACAAACCAGUUGAAAGCAUUAUCGUUAACACCGAGUGUGGCUUUCUUGGAGAUGACGGCGCCAUUGAUUAUGUAAAGACUCGCUGGGAUAUGGAGUUGGAUGAAGAGUCGAUGAUUCCGCAUAGUUAUGGUUUCGAGAAACUGGUCGGCGCUUUCUUUUUUGGUGAUCUUAUACGUCGUUCACUAUUAACGUUAGCCGAAAACCAACUGUUUGUCGGCGGACUCAUUACCGAUGCUCUCAAACAAAAGGAUUCAAUCAAAGCUCCGGACGCGUCGUUAGUCGAGAACGACAAAAGUGAUGACUUUGUGACUAAAUUACUCCAACGAUUAGGCUAUACCUCCGCUCAGAUAACCAAAGAUGACAUUGAAAUUGUGAAAUACGUUUGCUCUCAGAUUGCUGUGCGAAACGCACAGUUAAUUGCCGCCAAUAUUGCAUCGGUUGUCGACAGAAUCGAUAAGCCGUUUAUAAGAGUGGCAAUUGACGGCUCUUUCUAUAAAAAACAUCCAAAACUUCAUACUUUGAUCACUGAUUUUAUCGUUGAAUUGGUUCCCAAUAAUAAAAAGGUCGAACUUUUCUUAGCCGACGACGGAAGUGGUAAGGGAUCAGCUCUUAUAGCGGCCGUUGCUGUCAAACAAAGACAAAAAUCUUGAUUUUAUGUCUCAAUGA